Molecule: messenger RNA, 2798 nt
Organism: Schistocerca serialis cubense
Lineage: Eukaryota; Metazoa; Arthropoda; Insecta; Orthoptera; Acrididae
Product: UDP-glycosyltransferase UGT5-like
Exons: 6
Coding region: 137-1699 (520 amino acids)
Molecular function (GO): UDP-glycosyltransferase activity
Source: RefSeq, a predicted model, not a curated record
CAAGUCAGCGUGCGCCGGUAUAUCUGUUCGCGACCAGCGACACCUAGUGUUUGUGCGCUGUGGUGCAGUCACAAGCAGGCAGCAAGCGCCGUUUCGUCGUAGGGCCACUGAUCACCAGUCAGCCGACGGACACGAGAUGGCCUCGCUGUUGCGGCAGCUGCUGCUUGUGGCCUCGUUGCUGUCUGCGGUACACGGGGCGCGCAUCCUCCACGUUGUUCCGAUCCCGGCGUGGAGCCACUGGCACAUCUUCCGGACGCUAAUGUGGGAGCUGGCGGACAGGGGCCAUCACGUCACCAUCAUCACGCCGCUCGCCGAGAAGGAGCCUCACCGCAACUGGACCAUGGUGCCUGUCGCGGCCAACCUAGACAUCAUGCCCAGUGUCGGGGUGGACAUCUUUGACUACGGCAAGGACAAAAUCGACAUAAUGAGCAGACUGUUCCGCUAUGGAGAACGCGCCUGCGAGCGGCUGAUGGAGGAGGAGGCAGUACAGCGGCUACUCAAGUCGAAGACCGAGCGCUUCGACCUGCUGAUCAACGAGCUGUUCUUCAACGACUGCUUCCUGGUGCUGGCCCACAAGUUCCAGGUGCCCAUCGUGGGGCUGUGCCCCUUCGAGGGCGCGCCGUGGAUGGACGACAUGGUGGGCAACCCGACACCGCUGGCCUACCUGCCCAACAUCUUCCUGGACUACGGCCGGCUCGACUCGCUGCUGGACCGCACUGGCAACGCCGCCUUCAGCCUGCUGACCAAGCUGUACCGGCGCUACGUCUACCUGCCCAGGGUGGACGCCAUUGUGCGACGCCAUGUUCCGGACGCUCCCAGCAUCGCCCAGCUGGAGCAGACCACGGCGCUCGUGCUGCUCAACUCGCACGUCGCCUUCAACGUGCCGAGGCCGAUGCUCCCCGGAGUCGUCACUUACGGAGGAAUGCAGCUGAAGCCUCCCAAGAAACUACCACAGGACCUGCAAAAGUUCCUCGAUGAAGCUCCAGACGGGGUGAUAUACUUCAGCCUUGGCAGCUACAUCAAAGGCACCGACCUGAGGCCGCAGGCCAAAAAGGCUUUCAUUGAAGUCUUCUCCCGCAUCAAGCAGAGGGUCCUUUGGAAGUUCGAAGACGACAAUCUGCCUGGAAAGCCGGACAAUGUCAUGAUUUCCAAGUGGCUGCCGCAGGCUGACAUACUUGCACAUAAGAACGUACGGUUGUUCAUGACGCACGGCGGCAUCAACAGCAUUCAAGAGGCGCUGUACCACGGCGUUCCACUGAUAGGAUUCCCUGCGUUUGGAGACCAGAACUGCAACAUGAACCGCGUGGAGUGGAUCGGACUUGGAAUCAAAAUACCAAUCUCAAACGUGUCCGUGGAAUCACUCACUUGGGCUAUAAAAGAAGUCUUGGAAGUGCCAAGUUACCGAGAAACGGCACAGCAACGCUCUCGAGUAUUGCGAGACAACCCGAGGCCGCUGAAGGAGGAAGCCGCCUACUGGGUAGAGUACGUGCUGAGGCACAGAGGGGCCCCCCACCUGCGCUCGGCGGCCCUGGACCUCACCUGGUACCAGUACCUGCUUCUCGACGUCAUCGCCUUCAUUGUGCUCGUUGUCGUCGGUGUGUUGGUAGCACUGCUUCUGAUACUGAGGUAUCUCCUGAGGUUAUUUCGGAAGCCAGUCCCGAAAAAGACGAAGGCAAAAAGUUCUAAAAAAAGGGACUAAUUUCUCACAUACUUCCCAUCAAAAGCACAAGUGGUAUCUCAGUCCUUGAAAAGUGAUAUUCUCUUACAUCUUUGAGUCUUCUCAUUUCAUUUCUAAGCGUGCUUUGUCUUCUCCUCCUCUCAUUCGCUAAUUUUCAUUGCCUGUUGUUCAAGAAAGUCUCUUAUUUUUUCUUGGUCGACCUAUUUUGCUGUUUCCAAUGCCUUUCUUUCCUCUUCUUUCGGAUUCCUCGGCUAUUUCCCCUUUUAUCUCCAUAUCUUCUCUCUUUCAGGUGUCUCUUUCACUUUUUAAAGUUUGUCCUGAUAACUGAUAAGGACUGAAUACACGCCUUCUUCCGAGCACUUAGUUACUGGCGUCUUCAGUGAAGUGGUGUCCCAUUAAAAUUUCUAGAUUUACUGACCAGUGAAAGUGCGCACUAAAGGUAAAUAUAAGAAAAAAAUUUGUUGGUCAUAAAUAUACCAGUGAAUUGCCCCACUUCAUAAAGUAUGACGGACGAGUUAAAUUUCCACAGCUAGCGAAGAUACCAAUUCGUAGUGCCCCUCCCCCCCUUUCACCCCAUCAUCAUAUUCUACACAACCCUUGUAACAUAGCAUUUCAUUCCGUCUUUCUUCUACAUUGUUUGCAGCUGUAUCCCUGUGUGGUUCCCAUUUUUCCUCUUUACCUAUUAUGUACUCACACUGCCUUGUUCACAUUUUUGAGUCCGUUGUCAUAACUCUUUCCAAAGACCGAUCAUCAAAGUUCUUAUAUUACCUUCUCUCCUUUCUCUCCCUCUAUCAAAAGCUGCGAAAGCAUUUUGUAAUUAUUAUUACAAGUGAAUACUCAACUUGUUUAGUAUGUUUCGUUACUGCAGUACAGAAGUAUUAUGCUACAAAAACUACCCCUUGUACUGAGCAGUCAGAAUGUUUGCUAAUGUCAAAGUUGAGUGAGUAUUAAUGUAAAUUAUUGUAUGUUACGAAGUGCAAAUGUUUGAGACUUGAGAAAAGUGAAUCAUUUUGUAUAACACCACAGUGUGUAAACCAGUUAUUACUUUUGCUCUCUUAUGCAUUCUGUAAUCAAUUUUGCAGUAUGAGUCCGUGUGUGGAAAUAAAGAGAUCAAACACUU